Molecule: messenger RNA, 980 nt
Organism: Anneissia japonica
Lineage: Eukaryota; Metazoa; Echinodermata; Crinoidea; Comatulida; Comatulidae
Product: alpha-amylase-like
Exons: 4
Coding region: 1-945 (314 amino acids)
Biological process (GO): carbohydrate metabolic process
Molecular function (GO): cation binding; catalytic activity
Source: RefSeq, a predicted model, not a curated record
AUGCUAGCUCUAAACCCCUCAGCGAAGCAUUGCCAUUCCCCUGAGAUCCAAGCUUCUCUCGCUCUGCCCAUCCACUCUGGGGUUGGCUCAGAUGGAAGUUCUUUCAGUGCGAGCUUCCACGAUAACCAGCGAGGCCACGGUGGCGGAGGCCAUGUCCUCACCCACGUGUCCCCAAAAUCAUACAAACUUGCAAACGCCUAUAUGCUAGCAUGGCCAUAUGGCUUCCCACGUAUCAUGAGCAGUUACUUCUCAAGCACUGACGAAGGACCGCCAUCCUCCUACAAAGGCCAAACAAAAUCUGUUACCAAAUUUGCAUUUUUCUACAGAGUUCAACGACCUUUUGACCUUUACGAACAAAAUGAAACGAUUCCAAGGAAGUUUAACUGUGGGGGCGGGAGGUACACGGUGACCCCCCCCCCCCAAGGAAGUUUAACUGUGGGGGGGCGGGAGGUACAUGGUGACCCCCCCCCCCCUCCAGCUUAUGGCCUAUGUGGAAAUGGAUGGGUUUGCGAACACAGAUGGCGGCAGAUUAAAAACAUGGUUAAAUUCAGGAAUGUGGCGGAGGGUACCGAUGUUAACAAUUGGUGGGAUAACGGUAACCAAGCGAUUGCGUUUAGCAGAGGGAAUAAGGCAUUCUUGGUCAUUAAUAAUGAUUCUUAUAGAAUUAAAGAAUGGUUUUCCACUGGUCUACCUGCUGGAACCUACUGCGAUGUGAUCUCCGGUAACUACACUGGUAGUAAAUGUACAGGCACCACGAUCACAGUGUACGCUGAUGGCAGAGCCUAUUUCGACAUUAGUAAUUCUAGUGAUGAUCCUAUAAUCGCCAUUCAUGUUUUAGAAACACUUAUGUUUUGGGUUUCAUGUUUUAAAAACGGUUUUAAUUGUGUAAUGCGCCAUAUAAGUCUAUUACCAUUUACAUUACAAUUUAAAUUUUUCAUUUUAUAGUAUCAUAAAAUAAACUUCAAUUAAACUAGUCUACA